AUGCCGCUCCACAACCCCCUAUGGGAGGUCUCUGAACCCUACCUCACCGCCGCCGGCGUCUACAAAGCCCACGACCCAACGUACGGACGCUACCUUCUCCCGCACCACAAGCCGCACGGGUCGCUCGUGGACCACGCCGAAGUCAAGCAUACGUUCCGCCGCGUCUUUCUCAAGCCCGCAGCCCAGUUCAAGACCUGGGCAGAGGCCUAUGAGACCACUGACAUUGUCCACUCUGAAGAUGUCCAGCUCACCGAGGACGAGAUUGCGGCAGGCCACAAGCACGGUGGACGCUGGAUCUUCUACUCGGUCUGGGAGAUGGAGAGCGAGCCCGAGGGCGGAUGGGAGGAGGGCGGCAAGGGCCGUGGCAAGGACUUGAUUCUUAUUCAUGGUGGGGUCCUUGAUGGUCUUCGGAUUGCUGACCCGCCAGGCCUCAGCGACUAUGGUCUGCGCUACUGCCCACACGUGCUGCACUUCCUCAAGGCUGGCUUCCGUGUCAUCCUGCCCGACCUCCCAUCUUAUGGCCGCUCCACUGGGUUUGUCUCACUCGUCACAUCUGAACAUACUAACUGUGCCAGCGUCAACUCGUACAUUCCCUCGCUCAACCUUCUCCCCUCUGCGGUCCACACUGUGCUCAAGGACGUUGCCAAAUGGGACAUUGAGAGCGGCCGUGGCCAGCGCCAGGUCUUCCUCGGCGGAGCUUCCAUGGGCGGCUGGACAGUCAUGUACUAUGCCCUCAAGUUCCCCCCCGCCAUUAUCGAGGCCGAGGACGACUCUCCCUCCGUCGACGCCGCCAAGGAUGUCAAGGGCCCCGUCCCGCAGGUCCUCGGCGCCUUUGUUCUCUGCCCCAUGGUCGAGGUGUCCAAGGAGUCGCGUCCGUCGGGCGUCAUCGAGUACCUUGCCCAUGGCAUCAAGUACUUUGCCGGCGUCCUGCCCCUCGCCAAGGCGGUUAGGGGCAAUGUGUCCGACGACCCGCGUGUCGAGGAAGACUUCUUCGCUGAUCCUCUCUGCUACCACGGCCUCUUGCGCGUCGGUACGGGUCUCUCGUUGCUCGACGGCAUGACCGAGCUGCACAAGAAUGCGGAACAGAUUGAUAUCCCCAUUCGUAUUGUCCACGGCACUGCUGACCGCGCGACCUCGCACCACGGUACUGAGCGCCUGUUCCCUCGUCUCCCUCAUGAGGACAAGUCGCUGCAGCUGUACGACGGAUAUGAGCAUGUCAUGCUCAAAGUAGGCAUUGACGAAGCGGACGACGAGAAGAGGCAGCGUGUGCUUGCGGACAUGCGUUCAUGGCUGGUUGAGCGGUCGUGA
Apiotrichum porosum is the source of this 1308-nucleotide messenger RNA. RefSeq lists its product as uncharacterized. Gene Ontology annotation, cellular component: membrane. The transcript has 10 exons. The record is from RefSeq and is a predicted model, not a curated record. Gene Ontology annotation, molecular function: lipase activity. Lineage: Eukaryota; Fungi; Basidiomycota; Tremellomycetes; Trichosporonales; Trichosporonaceae. The coding region runs from base 1 to 1308 and encodes 435 amino acids.